UAACAGGCUAACCGGAAAAUGGUCGAUCAGGUAUCUUAUAAAAUUAAGGUUAUCUCAUUCCAAUAUGGAUGGUAUUAACAUGGUGUCAAAUGAGAAAAGUGAUUUUGAAAAAUAUUUAGAAUAUAGAAUUUUUAAAUGUUCAAGUUAUUCAUCAACUUUUGUGCCUGAAAAUAUCAUUAUUGAUAAACCAUUUGAUCAAAUGUCUCGUUGGUCAACUGAUAAUGAUAGUCAUCCUCAGUUCAUAAUUCUAAAAUUACAACAACCUUCAAUAGUAAAAACUAUAACAUUUGGUAAAUUUGAAAAAGCACACGUCUGUAAUGUUAGAAAAUUUUUAGUUUAUGGAGGUCUUGAACCAGAAAAUAUGAUAAAACUUGUAGAAGGUGGUUUAAAAAAUGAUUCAAUAUCAGAAACAUUUGAAUUUAAUUAUAGUAUUGGUGGCAAAGAAAAUUAUUUCCCUAUUAGAUAUGUAAAAAUUUUAUUAUUACAGUCGUGGGGCCCUAAUAUGUAUUGUUCAGUCUGGCAUAUUCGAUUAACUGGAACUGAUAAUAUUAAGUUAGUUAAGCCAAUUAUGGAUUGGUUAAGUAUGUAUCAACAAAGAGAGAUUAUAAGACUGUGUAUGAAACACUUCAGAAAGUGUCAAGAGAAGGAAGUAGUAGAUACCUUGAAGCGGGUGACAGGAGUAUCAUUAGAAGAUUCUCAAUUAUCAGCAUUAUAUGAUAUACUUGUUGUAAAAGGGGACCAUAUGCAAGCUGAACAAUUUAUUUCUAGGGCUGUUAGUAUGGGACUAUUAGAUGAGUACAUAAAUGCCCAGUCAUAUGAAGUAUUAUGGACAAAGUUAUCAAUAUCAGAUCCAAAACCUGGUAUGAGAGGAGGUCAUCAAAUGGUUUUAGAUUCAAUUUCAGAAGUUCUUUAUCUGUUUGGUGGUUGGAACGGUAAUCAAGAUCUUGCAGAUUUAUGGGCUUACAAUAUUAAUACUUCAACUUGGUCAUUAAUUUGUUCAAAUACAGCAGCAAUUGGUGGCCCAAGUGCGCGUUCAUGCCACAAAAUGUGCUUAGAUCCAGGGAGACAUCAACUAUUUACGUUAGGUAGAUAUUUGGAUACACAAUAUCGUACACCAGAAAAUUUGAAAAGCGAUUUUUAUGUAUAUAAUAUUGAAUCAAACAAAUGGACAUUGAUUUCUGAAGAUACAGCUGCAGUUGGAGGUCCUGAUCUUAUAUUUGAUCAUCAAAUGUUGAUGGACAUUGACAAAAGAACAAUUUAUGUUUUUGGAGGACGCAUACUUGUUCCAACAACAAAUCUAGAAGAAAAUACAACAAAUUCAAACGAAUUUGUAUUUUCUGGCUUAUAUUCUUAUCAUGUUCCUACUGGUACUUGGCAAAAACUGGCUUGUGAUGUUUCUAGACCAAGUAUCCAAAACGUACUAAGUAUCAGAUCUAGAGUAGGUCACUCUAUGUUAUUUCAUCCUGAAUCUAGAAAAUUAUAUAUAUUUGCUGGUCAAAGGGGUAAAGAAUAUUUAAAUGAUUUUUUUACAUAUGAAGUAGAUACUAAUAAAGUGGAAUAUAUUAGCUUAAGUGAAUUAGGAAGUAAAGAUUCAAAUCAUAUUCCUGCAGCUGGAUUUACACAGCGUGCAAAUAUAGAUCCAAAACUUGGAGAGAUCUAUGUUUUAUCUGGUUUAAGUAAAGAUAAGGAUAAGCGGGAUGAAAAUGUUCAAAAUUCAUUCUGGGUUUAUAAUAUAAAAAGCAAUAAAUGGACUUGUAUUUAUCGAAAUGAAAAUAUAGGAGAAAAAUAUUGGAGUAAGAUGCAAAAUUAUGAACCAUGUCCACGAUUUGCUCAUCAACUUGUUUAUGAUCACAUAAAGAAGGUACAUUAUUUAUUUGGUGGCAACCCAGGACGAGUAUGUCUUCCAAAACUUCGACUUGAUGAUUUUUGGCAAUUGCGACUAUGCAGACCAUCCCAUGACCAAAUACUUAAAAAAUGCAAGCUCAUCAUCAGAAAACAUAAAUUUGAAGAACUUGCCAUGAAUAAUAGUAUAGAAGCUCUAGAGUACUUGCAAACAAAAGUUUCAGAAAUUAUUGAUCAUGAAGAUCUUGAACAAACCAAAGAGUUUCAACAAUUGGCAUCAGUUCUUUUUCGUGAACAAAAUAGUUCUAAAUCAGGAUCUACUCAAGAAGACAUAAAUGACUUAUUUGGAUUGACUUCAGGCAACUCUAUGGUUAAAAUAAUUCAUACCCGUCGUACCGAUCUGUAUGAUAAGUUAUCAGAAUUUUUCCCUGAAUCACUAACACAACCACGCGUAAAUCUCAUCGAUCUUUUGCCGUUAUGAUGAGAAAUUUAACAAAUCUAUAUAUUUUUUAUUUCCUAUUUGGAAUGACAAUAACAAAAACGUAACAUUUUUAUUUUAUCAAUGAUUCUCAAUUUGAUUACUUCAUUUCUUACAAGGAGAGAAUUAUGUACAGAAAAUUUAAUUGAAAUCAUAU
Molecule: messenger RNA, 2477 nt
Organism: Ceratosolen solmsi marchali
Lineage: Eukaryota; Metazoa; Arthropoda; Insecta; Hymenoptera; Agaonidae
Gene: muskelin
Product: muskelin 1
Exons: 12
Coding region: 65-2323 (752 amino acids)
Cellular component (GO): cytoplasm
Molecular function (GO): protein binding
Source: RefSeq, a predicted model, not a curated record